GCGGAGCGGAGCGGACGGGCUGCUGCGGCGGGACUGAGAAGCGCGUUUUGUUUAGUUUAAUUUCAUCUUCAGCUUCUUUUGAUCUCUGAUUUUAUUCUCAAUCGCUUUAAACAGUCUUUCUCUUCACCAGACAGGCCGGACAGCUGUGGUUGUGAGUACGGUUUAGGUUUCCUCUUCCAGAUGUGUUGAGAAACUUCACAAGAAUGAACCGAAUGUCUGAUAUUCCGUAUGAAAAGAUGGCGGAUGUGGAGAGUAGUAACGUGGAGUCUCACCUGAAACCUCAGAAGUAUUACAGGUGUUUGCUGAUCGUUACCUGUCUCUCCACGGUGCUGCUGGUGCUGUUUGUCCUUCAAACUCUCCUGGUUCCCACUGCUACCUCCUCAUCCGGGCUGAAGGUGCACCUGUCCAUCAGAGACACCUGCACUGACCCCUGCAGAAUAGUGUUGGUGGAGAGCAUUCCGGAGGGUUUGGAGUUUAACUCCUCUGCCACCCAUCCCUCCAUCUAUCAGACCUGGCUCAACCUCAUCUCAGACGCUCAGAGCAGCCUGGACAUCGCCUCCUUCUACUGGACUCUAACCAACAAGGACACAGGCACGCAUGAGCCCACAGCCGAUCAGGGAGAGAGGAUUCUUCAAGAGCUCGCUCAGCUUUCGCAGAGAAUAUCCGUGCGAAUCGCUGUGAACAAGCAGGACUCGCAAACCCAAAAUGAUCUGCAGCUCCUCAUCGACUCAGGUGCUGAUGUGAGGACGGUGAACAUGCGCCAAUUAACCUCCGGUGUGCUGCACACAAAGUUCUGGGUGGUGGAUAAGAAGCACAUUUACAUUGGCAGUGCUAACAUGGACUGGAGGUCAUUAACACAGGUGAAGGAGCUUGGAGCAGCGGUGUAUGACUGCAGCUGCCUGGCCAGUGACCUGGGCAAAAUAUUUGAAGCCUAUUGGUUCCUGGGUCAGAGUAAGACCAUCCCCGCCCCCUGGCCCAGCCAGUACGCCACAGCCUACAACAAGGAUACACCCAUGCAGCUGUCGCUCAACGGCACGGACUCCGGGGUCUACCUGUCGAGUUCUCCCCCAUCUCUGUGUGCCGAGGGUAGGACUUCUGACCUUCAGUCCAUUCUGAGUGUAAUUAAUGAUGCCCAGAAGUUUGUCUACAUCGCCGUGAUGAACUACCUGCCCACCAUGGAGUUCUCCACGCCGAAAAAGUACUGGGCUGAUAUUGACACAGCGCUGAGGCGGGUGGCGUUCGAGCGGAGGGUUCGUGUGCGUUUGCUGAUCAGCUGUUGGAGCAGCUCCUCUCCGGUCAUGUUCCCUUUCCUCCGCUCGCUCGCCUCAGUACAUGACACCAAGAGCAAACUGGACAUCGAGGUGAAAAUCUUCAUUGUUCCUGUCAGUCCGAGUCAAAAGGAAAUUCCCUUUGCUCGAGUGAACCACAACAAGUACAUGGUGACUGACAAGGUUGCUUACAUAGGAACGUCUAACUGGUCUGGGGAUUAUUUUGUGAACACGGCCGGUUCUGCACUGGUGGUGAAUCAGACUUCGGACCAGUUUGUGGUUCUGACGGUCCAGCAGCAGCUCCAGGCCGUGUUUGAGAGAGACUGGGAUUCUUCUUACAGCACUUGGCUCAACCAUGACACCAACGUCAAGGACAUAUGCAGGAUCCUGCCCAGCCAGCAGGAGGAGCUGUAGACAGUAGUUUCGUCAUGACCAGUCGGCCUUGUGGCUACUCAGUGUCCGUUUCCUGCCCGAUUUGUAGCGCACAUGCAUUUGGUACAUAUUUACACGCACUACCCGGUCCAUACUGCACGCCAGAGCAUUCACAGAUCCAUAAUGAGAGGAUAGGCUCCCCAACACUACAUCUGUAAUUUGAACUCUUUCAUGCUGGAUAAGCAUGUUCUGUUACCUGCUGUGGAUAAAACAUCUCUCUUUAAGGUUUAUUUAUCUUCCUGAGGGGUUUUACCUUUAGCAUGGUAGCAUUUGAGGAUGUUCUCAUGACUCUGGGGAUACACCUCAUCUUCCUGCACUCUAAGCUGAAAGCCUUUUCACCCAGAGCCUGUUUACAUGUCGCAUUAACAAGUGUUCCAUGUCAGGAUCGUAUCUGGAUAAACUUUGUCCUUUUACGUUUUUUUAAAUCAUCCUCAGUGUGACCAGAGGAGAUCCGACUGGGGCUCCUAGUUUUCCCAUCCAUCUAAGCGCUGUCCUCAGGAGAUUGUGGAUCGAUCCCUGAUGAUGCUACAGUCGUCUGUGGCCGGGAGUCUAAGAGGGCACAGCUUUGAAACUUUAAAAAUAAGAUUUAUCACAGUCAGCCUCUGGAAAUUAAGCAGUACAAUGCCACUUUUAAUAAAUUGUUCCACCCUGUGUCAGCUUAGCCGCGCCUACUCACACUGAAGUUAUAAGGGGUGUUUCAGGCCAGACUGCUCUGUGAAUGAAGCGCAGUACAGUGCAGCCAAUCAAAGCAGAGCUCAUUUACAUAUAACAGUCUUAAAGGCACCGUAUAAAACAGCCUGUUUAACUGUGAGGGAUAAAGAGGCUGGAAAAAGAUUGUGUAGAAAUGAAUAUGGCUGUUCUCGGUGCUUAAUCAGUCAAAAUGGACCCUCGCGAGAGAGCAACAUGUAGGAUUGGAUCAUUUCACACUAAAAAGAUGUCUACAAUUUGCAAAUAGUAGAGCGAGUCUAAUGAAAUGAAUCAAUCUGCACUAGUGUGAUGCUACCUUGGAGAGUAUGUGCAUGGUCUCCCAGGACAACAGCAGCAGGCCGGGCCGAAAUAAAUAGUAGCUGGCUGAAUAAA
Messenger RNA from Pygocentrus nattereri (red-bellied piranha), 2780 nucleotides. RefSeq names its product phospholipase D family, member 3 (gene pld3). The coding region runs from base 204 to 1682 and encodes 492 amino acids. The record is from RefSeq and is a predicted model, not a curated record. Gene Ontology annotation, molecular function: catalytic activity. The transcript has 12 exons. Lineage: Eukaryota; Metazoa; Chordata; Actinopteri; Characiformes; Serrasalmidae.